Molecule: messenger RNA, 1710 nt
Organism: Penicillium odoratum
Lineage: Eukaryota; Fungi; Ascomycota; Eurotiomycetes; Eurotiales; Aspergillaceae
Product: MFS transporter
Exons: 3
Coding region: 1-1710 (569 amino acids)
Biological process (GO): transmembrane transport
Molecular function (GO): transmembrane transporter activity
Source: RefSeq, a predicted model, not a curated record
AUGCAAGCCUACUUUCAGCAUCGUCGCAUCAAACUGGCUGUCGAACAGCAGUAUCAGCUGAGCAAUCAUUUGAAAUCAGUUCAUUCCGACUCUACCAUCGCUAUCGACCCUGAACCAACCCUAGAUGCAACAGAAGAACCUAGCCACAAUCCACUACAAAGAUUGCAGGCUGUUUCAAUACCGGAGGUUUCAAUUCAUGUCAAUGCCUCGACAGUUUUGAAAGAGGCAGCUCAAUUUCCUGGAGUUUCCAUUCAACAGCAUGGUACAACGCCCAGUGGAGAUCCUGAAUAUGUUUUUCUUGUGGAGUGGGCCAACGAGGAUGGCAAACUCAAUCCUCGCAACUUCACUACCGGGAAACGAGUCGGUGUCACGUUGGUCGUGUCUGCCUUGUCAUUUGUUGUGGGUAUUGCGUCGUCAAUUGACACCGCUGUUUUACCUCAGGCAAGUCAGGACUUGCAUGUCAGUGAAGUGGUGGAGUCAAUUGCCACUGGCAUUUAUCUACUUGGAUUUUCAUUUGGCUCGCUAUUCUCGGGCCCUCUCUCUGAAGUAUUUGGGCGCAAUGUAGUCUAUAUUGGCUCUCUAGGUCUCUUCUCAAUCUUCAUCAUGGCGUCUGCGCUAGCGCCGAAUAUCGGCGCCCAACUCGCUUUCCGAUGCUUAGCGGGCAUUUUUGGCUGCCCCCCGCUCACUUGCUGUGGGGGUACUAUUGCUGAUGUGUGGAAUCCAUUGGAAAAAACAUUUAGCUUUCCACUCUACUCCCUAGGAGCAUUCGGGGGCCCCAUUCUCGGACCAAUAAUUGCCUCAUAUAUUGGACAGAGUUCAUUAUCAUGGAGGUGGGCCGAGUGGCUCACUUUGAUCAUGGCUGGACUUGUCAUGAUGACUGUGCUUUCAUGGAUGCCAGAAACCUAUUCGCCACUUCUCUUGACAUGGAAAGCUCGCCAUAUGCGGGAGAUAACGAGUGACCCACGGUAUCGGUCAAUCCUGGAAGUUGAGGAUACUAGUCUCUUUACUCGGAUGUUCAUCAGUUUCCGACGCCAACGCCAGCUGAUAACAAAAGAGCCUGUCGUUCUACUGAUUGCCCUAUAUCUUUCGAUUGUGUGGAUCGUGCUAUUCACAUUCUUUGAUGGCUAUACCUAUAUUUUCACUGAUAUCUACCAUAUCUCUCAGGGACUGACCAAUAUUAUAUGGAUUGCCAUGUAUAUAGGAAUCAUUCUGGGAGAGUUUUUGGUGCCUUUCCUGUACCGCUCUCUACAGAAGUCUUUGCUAGCGACUCAAGACACUGAAAAGGGUACAAGCAUGAAGAUUCACCCUGAAGUCCGCUUGUGGUAUGCCAUGCUGUGCGCUCCUGCUAUACCCGUAAGCCUCUUUUGGAUGGGGUGGACGAACUAUGCCUCUAUUAGCAUAUGGAGCCCUAUUAUUGCAACUACAUUAUUUGGUUACGGCAUCCUCGGCAUCUUCAUCAGCUCGUGCAUGUAUGUCAUUGAUUCAUACGACAUUCUGUCUGCAUCGGCUCUCGGAUUCAUGACCUUCUCGCGUUACUUCACGGCAGGGGUAAUGACUAUCGUCGGUCUUCCCUUUUACGAAAAUAUGGGUACGCACUGGACCUUGACGAUCCUGGCCUGUAUAAGUCUCUUGGUAACACCGUUGCCGUACGUCCUCUAUCACUUCGGUCCAGCAAUCCGUCGCAGGAGUCACUAUGCAUUGAAGGACUAG